AUGGCUCUGCAGGAUGUGUGCAAGUGGCAGGCCCCCGGCACCCAGGGACCAUCAUCGCCUCACCUGCCUCGGGCGGGUGGCUGGGCCAUGCCCCCAGGCUGGGACCCUCAAACCUUCCUGCGGAUCCACGGCCCCAGGCUGGCGCAUGGCACCACCACGUUGGCCUUCCGAUUCCGGCACGGAGUGAUCGCUGCCGCCGACACACGGUCCUCCUGUGGCAACUAUGUGCAGUGUCCGGCCUCAUGCAAGAUCAUCCCCGUGCACCAGCACCUCGUGGGCACCACCUCCGGCACGUCGGCGGACUGUGCCGCCUGGUACCGUGUGCUGCGGCGGGAGCUGCGGCUGCGGGCACUGAGGGACGGUCAGCUGCCCAGCGUGGCCGGUGCCGCCAAACUCCUGUCGGCCAUGAUGUCCUGCUACCGGGGGCUGGAUCUGUGCGUGGCCACCGCGCUGUGUGGCUGGGACCGCUCGGGCCCUGCCCUCUUCUAUGUCUACAGUGACGGCACCCGCCUGCAAGGGAACAUCUUCUCAGUGGGCUCUGGAUCUCCCUAUGCCUACGGCGUGCUGGACCGUGGCUACCGCUACGACAUGAGCCCCCAGGAAGCCUACGCCCUGGCUCGCUGCGCCGUGGCCCACGCCACCCACCGCGAUGCCUACUCCGGGGGUUCUGUAGACCUUUUCCACGUGCGGGAGAACGGAUGGGAGUAUGUGUCCCGCAACGAUGCCUAUGUGCUGUACUCGGAACUGCAGAAGCUUCCGGAGCCAGGGAAGGAGGAGGAGGAGGAGGCCCGCUGGGACCAGCCUGAGCCAGUCACCCUGCACAGAGACUCCAGAAUGCCCGCGGAGACUGAGAUGCUGUGA
Zalophus californianus (California sea lion) is the source of this 861-nucleotide messenger RNA. RefSeq names its product proteasome subunit beta 11 (gene PSMB11). Gene Ontology annotation, cellular component: proteasome core complex. Gene Ontology annotation, molecular function: threonine-type endopeptidase activity. NCBI's taxonomy places the organism in Eukaryota, Metazoa, Chordata, Mammalia, Carnivora, Otariidae. The record is from RefSeq and is a predicted model, not a curated record. Bases 1 to 861 code for a protein of 286 amino acids. The transcript has a single exon.